AGCGGAGUCAAUCACCACCUUCCGGAGACACCUGAAACCCCACCUCUUCAAGGAAUACCUAGGAUAGGGCAGCCAUGUCGGUUUCUCAGAUCACCCCCACCCUGUUCCUGAGUGGAGCAGACGCCCCCCUCAACCAGGCCCUGGUCUCCCGCAAGGGCAUUACCCUCAUCGUCAAUGCCACCCUCAACCACGUCUGCCCAGUCUACCCAGGCGUGGAGUGCCUGCGUGUGCCCGUCUCCGACCUGCCCAGCGCCCGUCUGGGCGACCACUUUGACCGUGUGGCAGAGCGCAUCCACAGCAACCGGACAGGCGGUACGCUGGUGCAUUGUGCGGCUGGCAUGAGCCGCUCGCCGGCCCUGGUCAUAGCAUACCUAAUGCGCUACCGGGGCGUGACUCUGUGCCGGGCCCACGCAUGGGUGCAGGAGAGUCGGCCCUACGUACGACUCAACGUGGGUUUCUGGGCGCAGCUACUAGAGUUUGAGAAGAGGCUCUAUGGGAAGAAUACGGUUAAGGUGGCCGCGCCCAUGCCGCCUGUGAAGCCGCCCCUGUCGCCAUGGACACUGCGGUCAUCAUGGACACAGCGGUCACCACCGCUGUUGCCCAGGUCACCAUUGUUGUCGUCGUUAUCGCAGGCCAAGAAGUUGAAGAAGGGUAGGCUUGUAAGGAAAUAGUAGAGGAGGGAAGUUUGCUUUUCUGUCUGAAGAUGUGAGGGAAGAACUUACAGCCCUACUGCCUGAGGAUGUAAACCAGGGAAGCAGGCAUGUCCCCUGCCAUGAUUUGAUAAGGGAAAUAUAGUACAAUAAUAAUCUUUGUAUAUAUGUACACUGAACCAAAAUACAAACACAACAUGCAACAAAGAUUUUACUGAGUUUCAGUUCAUAUAAGGACAUCAUUCAAUUUAAAUAAAUUCAUUAGGUCCUAAUCUAUGGUUUUCACAUGACUGAGAAUACCGAUAUGCAUCUGUUGGUCACAGACACCAUAAAGAAAGGUAGGGGGCGUGAAUCAGAAAACCAGUCAGUAAAUGGUGUGACCAUGUUUUCCCUCAUGUAUCGCGACAGAUGAGUUGAUCAGGCUGUUGAUGUCUGGUGAGUAUUGUGUACAGAUUCUUGCGACAUGGAGCCAGCCGUGCCUUAUCAUGAGGUGACGGCGGCAGAUGAAUGCCACGACAAUGGGCCUCAGUGUCUCGUCACGUUAUCUUUGUGGGUGGUUUCAAAUUGCAAUGGAUAAAAUGCGAUUGUGUUUGUUGUCCAUCGCUUAUGCCCGUACCUCACCGCCACCAUGGGGAACUCUGUUCACAACGUUGAUAUCAGCAAACCGCUCGCCCAUACGACUCAAUACUUCCUGGUACAGUUGAAACCAGGAGUCAUCCGUGAAAAGCACACUUCUCCAGCGUGACAGUGUGAGCAUGUGCCCACUGAGAUCAGUUUCAACGCCGAACUGCAGUCAGGUAAAGAUCCUGGUGAGGGCGACGAGCACGCAGAUGACCCUGACACAGUUUCUUACAGUUUGUACAGUUUGUAAUGUAAUUCUUCAGUUCCAUCAGGUGUUUGGGUGGCUGGUCUCAGACGAUGCUGUAGGUGAAGAAGAUGUUUGUGAAGGUGCUGGACUGGCUUGGUUACUAGUUGUCUGCGGUUGGGAGGCUGGUUGGACUUACUGCCAAAUUCUCUAAAACAGUGGUGUAUGUUAGAGAGAUUGUCUGGAAACAGACAUUCCUGCAGUCAGCACACCAAUUGCACGUUCCCUCAAAACUUCAGAUAUCUGUGGCAUUGUGUUGUGUUGUGUGACAAAAGUGCACAUUUUAAAGUGGCCUUUUAUUGUCCCCAGCACAAGGUGUAAUGAUGAUCAUGUUGUUUAAUCAGCUUCUUGAUAUGCCACACCUGUCCAGGUGGUUGGAUUAUCCUGGCAAAGGAGAAAUGCUCAUUAAGUCACUAUAAAGUUGUGCAAAAAAUUGAUAUAUUUUAGCUCAUGAAACAUUGGACCAACACUACAUGUUGCGUUUAUAUUUUUGUUCAGUGUAUAUAUAUAUAUAUAUAUAUAUAUACAGUGCCAGUCAAAAGUUUGGACACAUCUGCUCAGUCAUAGGUUUUUCUUUAUUUUUACUAUUUUCUACAUGGUGGAAUAAUGGAGAAGACACCAAAAAAAUGGAACAAAUGAACUUUUAACGAGGCACACCUGUUAAUUGAAAUGCAUUCCAGGUGACUACCUCAUGAAGCUGGUUGAGAGAAUGCCAAGAGUGUGCAAAGCUGUUAUCAAGGCAAAGGGUGGCUAAUUUGAAAUACAUGUAUUUAAAAAAAGAUUGGUUACUACAUGAUUCCAUAUGUGUUUUCUCAUAGUUUUGAUGUCUUCAUAUAUUAUUCUACAAUGUAGAAAAAUAGUAAAAUAAAGAAAACCCCUUGAAUGAGUAGCUGUGUCCAAACAUUUGACUGGCACUGUUUUGUAUAUAUAUAUAUAUAUAUUUUAAAGUAUAUUGUAAUUCCACUCCCCUUCCAUAUUGUUAUGUUUAAAUACAGAUAGGAAUGAGAGGGGGAGAAAGUUGAGGUGAAACACAGCGCAGAACAUUUAAGAGGCCGUUUGUGGUCCAGAGUUGGCAGCGCCACCUCUGCACAAGAAUGUGUAUUCCACUACCCGAGGAAGAAUGCGGACAGCAAAUCUUCUGCCUAAAGUAAUGAGGGAAUUGUUAUGGCCAUCUUUCUCGCUGUAAGUGGACUUCAAGUUAAUUUAAGUCAUCAACAUUCAACAAUUGAUCUUUGAAUUGUGGGAUGAAAAAAAAAUGGACUAAUAGAAAAACACAAACAAACAACAAUGCAACACACAUUGAGGGAACUAUUGUUGUGACUGUUGCUUGUGUUCACUGCUGUGGAAUCCAGGAAUGUUCUUCCUGAAGUUUUUAACAACAAUGUAACACACAUUGAGUGAACUAUUGUUGUGACUGUUGCUUGUGUUCACUGCUGUGGAAUCCAGGAAUGUUCUUCCUGAAGUUUUUACUGUACAUGACAGUGGAGUAAGAUCUUGAUCACAUUCACAUUAUGUCAAGGAUGUCCAGUAAGGACUAAGAACUACAGUUUUUUUUAGUAUGUUUUUGUUGUUGUUGCAUUUAUGUACUUUGUACCUUGUUUUAUUGCUAAAUAUGAACAUCAACCCUUUUAAAGUUAAAGCGUGUAAAAUGUGUAGACGUACCCAUGACAUUAUGUUUGACAUCAUUAUAUUUCAGGAGGCGUUUUAUAUAGAGGCCUUUGUUCUUUAACGUUUAAAUCUGGAUGAUUCCACACCAGUGGAAGCAGAAAAUAUUUUGGGUAUUGCAGAUUGUUCUGGCAAUUCUCACAUAGAAACUGAAUUAGGAGGAAGGAUGUUAGGAAGGAUGUUUGAAAUUAAAUAUAAAAAAUUGUGUCACAAACCAUUUUUGGGAAAAUCAUUAUGAAAGUGACAAUUUUAUGCCCUACACAUGCCUCCUGUAAGACCCUAAAUACAUGAUACAGACAUAUUGGUGUCAUUAUGCUCCUUAU
This is a messenger RNA of Oncorhynchus keta (chum salmon), 3503 nucleotides long. RefSeq names its product dual specificity protein phosphatase 18. Gene Ontology annotation, biological process: protein dephosphorylation. The record is from RefSeq and is a predicted model, not a curated record. Gene Ontology annotation, cellular component: cytoplasm. NCBI's taxonomy places the organism in Eukaryota, Metazoa, Chordata, Actinopteri, Salmoniformes, Salmonidae. The transcript has 2 exons. Bases 75 to 671 code for a protein of 198 amino acids. Gene Ontology annotation, molecular function: MAP kinase tyrosine/serine/threonine phosphatase activity.